AUGGCCUACGACCCACCCGACCCCGUAACCUACAUGGUCGGUAUAUCCGGCCCCUCCUCCAGCGGCAAAACAACCCUAGCCCGCCUUCUCCAUCGAAUCUUCAGUGGUGCCAGAGUUCACAUCGAAGGCGCGCCCCAGUAUGACCAACUACACACCUUCAUGAUCCAUGAAGAUGACUUCUACAAACCAGAUAAUAGAAUCCCCUACAUAACCCUCCCAUCCGGAACCAAAAUCCAAGACUGGGACACCCCCACCGCAAUAGACACAGACUGGCUCUCACUAGCCCUAUCUCACGCGCGCAUGAACGGCCGACUUCCCAACAGCAUCGCCAGCAAAGAAGAUCAAAACGUAUCCGGGCCCACCGGAGUCCCAGAAACCCUAAUCGCGGAACUUCGCCAACUCGUCGAGAAACAAUUAUCUUCCGUCCCGGCUUCUUACAAGAUGAGGCAAUCCAUUGCGUUUCUCGAGGGCUUUCUCCUUUUUGCACCGCCAAAAGAUCGACCUAGUAUUUGGGGUGAGGAACAUCCUUCCCAGUCUAUUCAUGAGCAAAUUAAUCUAUCGCUUUUCUUGCCCGCGCCUUAUACGGCUGUUAAAGCUAGGAGGGAGGGGAGGGAUGGGUAUGUUACUAUUGGUGGUGAUCAACCACCGCCCGGACCGGGGAAUGUGGUUUCUUCGAAUAUAUCUUCAGCGGGCUCGGGCUCGGGUUCGACACCGACUCCCAGUUCUAAGCCGGAAAUUGACCUCGACACCGCGGGAACGGAUUCGCCGCAGAAUUUCUGGGUCGAUCCGCCGGGAUAUGUGGAUGAUAUUGUUUGGCCGCGGUAUCUGGAGUAUCAUGAAUGGUUGCUUAUCCCCGUUGAUCAACGUGCGGCUGCUAAGGGGGAUUGGGUGCAGGCUUUUGGGGAGGGCGAGAAGUGUCAUACUGAUGUUGGUGUUCGGGUUGCGCCUGGGGAGGGGGCUGUUGGUAUGGAUGUUGUGCUGAGGUGGGCUGUUGAGGAGGUUUUGACAGCGUUGUUGAAGAAAUAUGAUCCUGGGCACCCUGCUAAGCCUCGUGUGACGCAUGAGCCUGGGUAUUGA
This is a messenger RNA of Penicillium waksmanii, 1077 nucleotides long. Its product is annotated as ribosylnicotinamide kinase. Bases 1 to 1077 code for a protein of 358 amino acids. The transcript is spliced from 2 exons. Lineage: Eukaryota; Fungi; Ascomycota; Eurotiomycetes; Eurotiales; Aspergillaceae. The record is from RefSeq and is a predicted model, not a curated record. Gene Ontology annotation, cellular component: cytoplasm.